Molecule: messenger RNA, 1830 nt
Organism: Nannizzia gypsea CBS 118893
Lineage: Eukaryota; Fungi; Ascomycota; Eurotiomycetes; Onygenales; Arthrodermataceae
Product: peptide transporter PTR2-A
Exons: 5
Coding region: 1-1830 (609 amino acids)
Biological process (GO): oligopeptide transport; transmembrane transport
Cellular component (GO): membrane
Molecular function (GO): dipeptide transmembrane transporter activity
Source: RefSeq, a predicted model, not a curated record
AUGACGGCUUCAACAGGCUCCGAGGCCGAUGGCCGUGACAGCCCCAAGUACACUUCUGCUCUUGACGAGAAGGAGUUGUCUACUGUCCAGGCCAUUGCCGCUAAUGGCGCACACGAGAGUGACGAUGAAGCCACUGGCCUCCGCAGGGAGCUUCCCACUGACGAGGAGAUUGCGACUUUGCGUCGUGUCCCUGACAAAAUUCCAUGGAUUGCCUUCACCAUAACUUUUGUUGAAUUGUGCGAGCGAUUCUCGUACUAUGGUACAACUGCAGUUUUCGUCAAUUUCAUUCAGCAGCCCCUUCCAAAGGGUUCAACUGCUGGCAAUAGUGUUGGGCCUGGUAUUAUUACCGCCCGUCUCCCUGGUGCCCUCGGUCUAGGCCAGCGAGCAUCUACUGGUAUCAGUUUAUUUAACUCUUUCUGGGCCUACUUUAUGCCUUUGGUUGGUGCCUACCUCGCCGAGCAGCACUUUGGACGUUUUAGAACCAUUAUGUACUCCAUCGCCUGUGCACUUGUUGGACACACGCUCCUCAUCAUCUCCUCCAUCCCGCCUGUCAUCAAGAACCCAAAUGGUGCUGUUGCAUGCUUCGCUAUUGGCAUUCUUAUUAUGGGUGUAGGAACUGGUGGCUUCAAAUCCAACAUUUCCCCCCUGAUUGCUGAGCAGUACACAGAGACCCAGAUGUAUAUCCGAACGGAAAAGUCGGGAGAACGAGUUAUUGUUGACCCUGCUGCGACAGUAUCUCGUAUCUUCAUUUUGUUCUACCUCAUGAUCAACGUUGGCUCGCUUACUGGUCAAAUCGGCAUGGUCUUCGCAGAAAAAUAUGUCGGAUUCUAUCUUUCCUUCACCCUCCCAACAAUAAUGUUCCUCUUUUGCCCGUUGGUACUCUUCAUCUGCCGCAAGAGAUACGUCCGCACUAAGCCGGGUGGCUCCAUUUACAUUAAGGCUAUGAAACUUAUUGGGCUUGUUGCCAAGGGUAAAGGUUCUUGGAACUUUGCUAAGAUGAGCCGUGAGUUUAAGGAUCCGGCGAGCUGGGAUGCCGUUAAGCCAAGCCGCAUAGCCAGCAGGCCAGCCUGGAUGACUUUCGAUGACGCUUGGGUUGACGAAGUUCGACGAGGCGUGCUUGCUUGUAGUGUCUUCUUGUGGUACCCUCUUUUCUGGUGCGCCUAUAACCAAGGAACCACCAACCUCACUUCCCAGUCCGGCACUCUGGAGCUUAAUGGAAUACCGAACGACGUCAUCACCAACCUCAACCCCCUAACUCUCAUCAUUUGUAUCCCCAUCAUGGACAGAGUCGUCUAUCCAACUCUCCGAAAGGCCGGCAUCCGAUUCACCCCCAUCAAGCGUAUUACCACGGGUUUCUUCCUGGCUGGCUGUGCAAUGAUUUCUUCAGCCGUCCUACAGCAUUACAUCUAUAAGACCAACCCAUGUGGCACAGACGCAAGCUUUUGCAAGUCUGAGUAUGGAAAGUACUCCCCCAUCAGCGUUUGGGUCCAAGCCGUUGCUUAUGUUCUGGGCGGUGUUUCCGAAAUCUUCGCAUCUGUUACGUCCCUUGAAUAUGCGUUCAUGAAGGCCCCAAGAAACAUGCGAUCUCUAGUUCAAGCAUUCGCACUGUUCAUGAACGCCAUCUCCACCGCUAUUAACCAGGCCAUGGUCAGCUUGUCUGCCGAUCCUCUUCUUGUUUGGAACUACACUGUUACCGCUUGCCUUUCAAUAUGUGGAGGCGUAGGUUUCUGGUUCACCAACCGUAAGACCGAUGCGGCCGAAGAUGAAUUGAACCAACUUGCUGUCGCAGACUUCAAUGCUGGCGAGAAGGACGGUGAGAAAGCCGUAUAA